AUGCCCAAGUAUUUCCCCAGCUGCCAGGCCUUCCAGGAAUGGUGCAUGGUGGUGACUGGGUAUGGGGAUGCAGGGGAGCCCUCGUGGGGUGCCAGGUUCCUGGGGGAAGCCAAGGUCCCACUCCGAGAGGUCCUCGCCACCCCUAGUCUGUCCGCCAGCUUCAAUGCCCCCCUGCUGGACACCAAGAAGCAGCCCACAGGGGCCUCGCUGGUCCUGCAGGUGUCCUACACACCGCUGCCUGGAGCUGUGCCCCUGUUCCCGCCCCCUACUCCUCUGGAGCCCUCCCCGACUCUGCCUGACCUGGAUGUAGUGGCAGGCGGGGGACAGAGCCGGGCCGAGACUUGGUCCCUGCUCAGUGACAGCACCAUGGACACGAGAUACUCUGGAAAGAAGUGGCCGGCCCCCAUGGACACAGGGGGAGAGGAAGACACAGAGGACCAGGGACUCACUGGAGAUGAGACAGAGCCAUUCCUGGAUCAAAGUGGAGGCCCAGGGGCUCCCACCACCCCAAGGAAACUACCUUUGCAUCCUCCACCCCACUACCCCGGGAUCAAAAGAAAGCGAAGUGCACCUACAUCUAGAAAGCUGCUGUCAGACAAACCGCAGGACUUCCAGAUUAGGGUCCAGGUGAUCGAGGGGCGCCAGCUGCCGGGGGUGAACAUCAAGCCUGUGGUCAAGGUUACCGCUGCGGGGCAGACCAAGCGGACACGGAUCCACAAGGGAAACAGCCCACUCUUCAAUGAGACUCUUUUCUUCAACUUGUUUGACUGUCCCGCGGAGCUGUUUGAUGAGCCCAUCUUUAUCACGGUGGUAGACUCCCGUUCUCUCAGGACAGAUGCUCUCCUUGGGGAGUUCCGGAUGGAUGUGGGCACCAUUUACAGAGAGCCCCGGCACGCCUAUCUCAGGAAGUGGCUGCUGCUCUCAGAUCCUGAUGACUUCUCUGCUGGGGCCAGAGGUUACCUGAAAACAAGUCUUUGUGUGCUGGGGCCUGGGGAUGAAGCGCCUCUGGAGAGAAAAGACCCCUCUGAAGACAAGGAGGACAUUGAAAGCAACCUGCUCCGGCCCACAGGCGUGGCCCUGCGAGGAGCCCACUUCUGCCUGAAGGUCUUCCGGGCUGAGGACUUGCCACAGAUGGACGAUGCCGUGAUGGACAACGUGAAACAGAUCUUUGGCUUUGAGAGUAACAAGAAGAACUUGGUGGACCCCUUUGUGGAGGUCAGCUUUGCGGGGAAAAUGUAUUAUCCAAGAUGUGACCCAUACUUGAUUUGGCCAAGUUACUAAGAAGAUAGGCGUGUG
Molecule: messenger RNA, 1296 nt
Organism: Piliocolobus tephrosceles (Ugandan red Colobus)
Lineage: Eukaryota; Metazoa; Chordata; Mammalia; Primates; Cercopithecidae
Product: dysferlin-like
Exons: 13
Coding region: 1-1281 (426 amino acids)
Biological process (GO): negative regulation of phagocytosis; monocyte activation involved in immune response; T-tubule organization
Cellular component (GO): T-tubule; cytoplasmic vesicle
Source: RefSeq, a predicted model, not a curated record